AUUAAGCAAUCGAGACACAGUUCGAGUUCGAAAGACAGAGCAGCCAAGCGCCAGUGAACGCUACUAUAUUCUUGUUCCUCCCCUCUUUUAGAAUCGACGAUCAUGGCGUUUUCCCGCAUAAUGAUAUCACCGGCCGCCCUCGCCAUGCUGUUUAUCGUCGCGUUCAGGUGCAUGUCGAAUGCAAACGCACAGUGUAAUGAAUACGCUCACGUGAAUUCGUCGGUCACAGAGAAUGGCGAUUGUGUGUGUGGUGUGACGUCAUCAUUAAGCUCAUCCUGUGGUUCUGGGGUAAGCAGUGCGGAGUUCCAGCAGAUGAUUCGCGACCUCGAUCAACAGGUAUGUACCAUAGUGGAUAUCAACGUCGAGUUGAUAACACUGCGAGUCACGUUCAAUCAACAAGGAGAAGACAUCAUCGCCAUGCACGAACAAAUGGACAACAUCAACGCCAUCAAAGAGCGUAUCAUCGACAACAAGAUCGUCAUCUCCAGCCCCGAGUAUGACGUCAUCAGAAUGGAUCUUCAGGAUAUGGAAACGCUCAUCAGCUAUCUUGAGGAUCAGAAUGCCGAUCAAUUUAUCAUCGUCAAACUACGAGAGGAGAUUGCCAACAUCAGCUAUAACCUCGAUUCCCUGGAAGUCAACAACGAUGGCGACAUCGAAUCUCUCUUGCGCGACAUCGCUGACCUUCAGCAACAGAUUGCCGAAUGCGAGGCGGACAAUGACCCGGAUUCUGAAAUCGGUUUUCCAUAUCCAUGGGAAAAUUUUGAGACAAAAGAUUCUUGUGGAACCAUCAGGGGGUUAUCAGAGCCGUAUACACUCAGGGGUAAUCUAGCUUCCACAGGGGUGUGGUUUAUGGACCCCAUUGUAGACGUGGACAGGCCCUGGUAUCAGGUGGGGGUUACUACAGCUUCGUCUAUCCUACGUUACCUAUCUAUUGAGCAAUUCCAGACGGAAGGCAUUCAUGAGACCUAUUUACCUGGAUACACACUGGAAGGUUGCAGUGUGGUUGCAUACAACGGCGCACUGUUCUAUAACAUGUAUGGGUCUGCAACCAUCAUAAGAUACGACUACAGAGAAGGAUCUGUCACCAACCAACGAGCCCUUCCGAAUGCGGGGUAUAAAACAAAUUAUGUUUAUCUCUCCGGGGGCUACACGAGCAUGGACUUUGCUGUCGAUGAGCAGGGCCUGUGGGUGAUCUACGGGAAGUCUACCAACAGCGGACUCAUGUCCGUUAGCAAGAUCGACCCCUUGACUUUGGAGGUUGAGGAGACCUACAACACCAACACACUCAAGGCCAACUUCGGCGAGUGUUUCAUGGUAUGUGGGAAGCUCUACUGCACUGAUUCGUUCAACAAGCACGAUGGCCGGAUCGUGAUGAUGUACGACACGACCACCCAGACGUCCACAACACUCAACGUCCCUUUCGACAGCAAGUACUUGGCGACCAGGGCGCUCAAGUACAACCCGAGGGACCAGCGACUCUACGCCUUCAACAACGGACAUGCUCUGGUCUAUGAGAUAGAGUUCCAGGUUGACGAAUAACAUAUUCUAGACGUGAUCUCAUCUGGACAUUAAUAAAUGAUUACAUAUUAGUUGUAGUUGCUUCUGUCUCAAUUCGUUAAAGGCCUAUUAAACUCGGUUAGAUUAUGCUUUUCUCGAUUUCCUUAAACCCCAGACAAAUGUAUAGGUGAGAUAUCAGAAUAACAAUUUUUUGCACCUGAAUUCCCUAUUAGCUUUUAACCAUAACACUAGUUUAAACACAUUUCCACUCACAUGAAUUGCUUGAAAACAGACAAUAGUUAUCACCCAUUUCUUCAACGUCAGUUAAAUAUCUCUUGUAAGUAUACAAAGAAUAACCGAUGACAACGACAAUAACUAAACAUUGAUAUAUUUCUGUUAAAAGUAUUAUCCCAUUAUCAUUAAUCCUCUUUGUGAUAGUAGAACAAGGAGGUAGAAGUAAUGGAUCUUGUAACGUUAGUCUUACUUUGCAGUCAAACCUUAUAUAACUAAGAAAUAAAAAACUGCUAUAUGGUCUGCUCAAUUUUGUACCAGCAUGAGUGGAUUCUAUCCAUAGAGGUGUCGUUAUUCAUAGUAGGUGAAUGAGUCUCCCCCCAACUUAAUUGUAUCGCCUGCACAACUUCAUAAUUUUACAAUAAAUACAACAUGUACAUGUAGAA
Messenger RNA from Strongylocentrotus purpuratus (purple sea urchin), 2174 nucleotides. RefSeq names its product amassin 4 (gene AMAS4). The record is from RefSeq and is a predicted model, not a curated record. The transcript has 6 exons. Gene Ontology annotation, biological process: signal transduction. NCBI's taxonomy places the organism in Eukaryota, Metazoa, Echinodermata, Echinoidea, Camarodonta, Strongylocentrotidae. Bases 103 to 1539 code for a protein of 478 amino acids.